Messenger RNA from Oncorhynchus keta (chum salmon), 7217 nucleotides. RefSeq names its product suppressor of cytokine signaling 6 (gene socs6a). Bases 355 to 2169 code for a protein of 604 amino acids. Gene Ontology annotation, biological process: regulation of growth; phosphatidylinositol phosphate biosynthetic process; protein ubiquitination. The record is from RefSeq and is a predicted model, not a curated record. Gene Ontology annotation, molecular function: 1-phosphatidylinositol-3-kinase regulator activity. Gene Ontology annotation, cellular component: phosphatidylinositol 3-kinase complex. The transcript is spliced from 2 exons. NCBI's taxonomy places the organism in Eukaryota, Metazoa, Chordata, Actinopteri, Salmoniformes, Salmonidae.
UCAGCCUGCUCUCCUACAAUUCAACAAGCAACAAAUGCAAGAGAGAGAGGAAGAGUCCGUCAGAAAGUAUUAGAAAAGACAGAAAAAAAAUAGAUUGUUGUUGAAAAAUUACAAUACAGCAUAAUAAACAGCCAUAGAUAAAACCUGGGAACCAUUCCAACGCACUUUUAUUUUGUUUUGCUAGCUAGAUACGGUAGCUCCUUCCACGAUAUGCUUGUGACUGCUAAGCUAAGUAGCUAGCUCAGUUCUAUCUUCUAAAAUACAUUUUCAAAUUUAGGUCAAACCCAAUUCAAGUGUACAUUACCACGAAUGCAGAUGGUAAUCUAACGAAGGGAUGAGUGCUGUGCAGUGUAUAUGACCAGCUGUCUCCAGCCUGAUGGGAGGACUCUGUGGAUAGCAGCAUCUUCAUCAGGACCCCAGGAGGAGAGCAGCCAUCCCAUCCCAGUCUCAUGUCCCACACCCCUUCCCUGCCAAGGAGGGCCGUUCAGAAUGAAGAAAAUCAGCCUUAAGACCAUCUGCAAGUCCCUCAACAUCAACAAGGGCAAGGAAGAAGGAGGGGGGGAUUUUGUCAUGCUCCAGCAGCCCUCGCCAGCGGUCGACUUCUCCAAGGAAGACUCUCUUUUCAGGGGCUGCUACACCAAAGAGCUGGCGGGCUGCGACCUUGGAGGUGGUGGAGGAGUUGAAGAAGAGGAGAAGGCGGGACACAACAAGGGCCGUUCUAAGAGCGAGAGUCUGAUGGGUUCUCUGAAGAGGAGGCUGUCGGCCAAGCAGAAGGCCAAAGUCAAAGGGGGCUCCACAGCCAUGGGGUCAGUUGACGAUGACGAUACCUUCUCCUCCUCCUCUGUGCCCAUCAGCUUCAACGAGGUCAAGGCCCAUCGGCCAUUACGAUCGGCAUCCCUCCGCAGCCACCAUUACAGCCCCUCUCCCUGGCCCCUGCGGCCUGUGAACUCAGACGAAGCCUGCAUCAAGAUGGAGGUGAAAGUUAAAGCCAUGGUCCACUCUCCGAGCCCCAGCCCCAACUUGAAUGGUGUGCGGAAGGAUUUCCACCACCAGGACUUCCAGAUGGAGGGCAUCUUUCAGGAGCAGGCCGUGAAGAACCUCCAGGAGCAGGCAGAGUCCCUGAAGAACCUCCAGCAGCCCCAAAACGGAGACCAGAACAUUGACGAACACGUGCCUGUAGUCUUGGGCUUCACGCCGCAGGACUACAUCCAGUACACUAUGCCUUUAGAGGAGGGAAUGUACCCAGAGGGGUCCCACUCUGUCUCUCACUCCUUCUGCCUGGACGGGUCCCUGCCUAUGGAGGUGGUGACUGAAGCGGACAGUAGCUCUCUCCACGCUGAUCAGCAGAGUCAGGAAGACCAGGAUCUGGUGAGUAUGAACCUGAACCUGCCAGUGGACCUCUUCAUGGAGUCUGUGAACGGCCUCCUCAUCGGCUCUAACGGCGUCAUGCUCCAGAGCUCCAGGGACAGGGUCGAUGCCCAACACCCCCCUCCUCCCCCCCUGCCCCUGCUACCCAGCAACGAGAUCCCUAGGACUUGCUCUGGGUUCAGUGUUGCGUACAGCCACGUGGCGGAGCGGGUGAGGCACCACUUGAACUUUGACCCCAACUCUGCUCCGGGCAUGAGCCUGGUGUAUGACUCAGUCCAGAGCAGCGGACCCAUGGUUGUGACCAGCCUGACCGAGGAGCUGAAGAAGCUAGCCAGGCAGGGUUGGUACUGGGGGCCCAUCACACGCUGGGAGGCUGAGGAGAAGCUGGUCAACCUGCCCGACGGCUCGUUCCUGGUCAGGGACAGCUCGGAUGACAGGUACCUCCUCAGCCUUAGUUUCCGCUCCCAGACCAAGACCCUCCACACCCGCAUCGAACACUCCAACGGACGCUUCAGCUUCUACGAGCAGCCCGACGUGGAGGGACACACGUCCAUCGUAGACCUGAUAGAAUACUCCAUCAAAGAUUCGGAGAAUGGAGCCUUUUGUUAUUCUAGAUCUCGCUUACCAGGGUCCGCCACCUACCCCGUCAGGCUGACCAAUCCCGUGUCUCGUUUUAUGCAAGUGCGCUCCCUUCAGUACCUGUGUCGGUUCGUGAUCAGACAGUACACCAGGAUUGACCUGAUUCAGAACCUGCCUUUGCCCAACAAGAUGAAAGACUACCUGCAGGAGAAGCACUACUGACAGGGUUGACACUGACAGAUGGGACAGACAAUGGUAGCAACUUGCACUUUUGGGUUCAGUUUAAGAGAUUUAACAAAGGUUUACAGACAUCCAUCGUUUAGACAAGAUCGAUUGGGUUACAUUGGCUCUUUGUUUUUGCCCAGGGAAGUGUCCAAAAUGGAACCCUAUUUCGUAUGUUGCGCAGUACUUCUGCCAAAAACACUGGCUAUAAGUAGUGCAAUAAAUUGGUAAUGGUGAGCCAGUUCAGAUUUGCCAGUCCCCAAUUCCACAGUUAACGGGUUAAGUCGUUGUCGCUCAGACUCAGUUUCUGGCCAAACCUCCAGAGAUCUAUCAUAGAAUAUUGUAUACGAGUCUGUCACAGAAGUACAAAGCAUGAUUUAAGAAAACAUACUUUAUCAACAGUGAGAUAUGGAGUUAUUUCUCUCUCCAGUUGCUGUAGAAGACUGGAAACUCUAGAAUGGCAUGUUCAGCCGUCUGAAUAACAUCAAUAUUUUGCCUUCUGGCUCAAAUUUACAGAUUUAAAAUAAGGUUUCACUUAACUGGCUUAGGUUUGACAUCUUAAAAGGCUGCAGUGAAUUAAAUGAAAGAAAUAAAUGAGCUUAUUUUAGAGCGUGAUUCUUUUGACGCUUCAUUUAAACAUUUACUUGAAAGAUAUCCAACAACAACGCAGUGGGGCAUAUCUUCGGUGUCUUAAACUGAAGUAGAAGCACUGCAGUAAUGCAAUGCAGAGGCCAAAAGUAUUUUUAAGCAAUGUUUUUGUUGAAUUCACCCUGUGAAAUUAAGAGGACCUUUUUUUAUUUGCCAUCCGUCAAGUUGGUUACUGACAACUGCUAGGCCUAAUAAGAAACGUAAGCUUUGUGUGGGUGCAUGUAGCCUGGACUAUUUAAUCCCGCCCACUGUAAAAGGUACUGUUAGGAUUAGUGAUGCACCGAUAUGACAUUUUUGGCCGAUACCGAUAUCUGAUAUUUUCCUUACCAAAAAAACAUUGAUACCGAUAUUUCACAUUUUGUAGCCUUUUUAAGCAUUCUAGAACAGUUAAAUAGUUAACACACACACACACACACAUGGGCGCAGCUGUCUAAGGCACUGCAUCUCAGUGCAAGAGGCGUCACUACAAAAUUGGUAUUUACGUAUGUCCCCAUUACCAGUAAAACAUAAUCAAAACCUAUUUCUUUCUCUUACUUGAUGUGCUGUUUCGUUGUUCAUUUGUUUAUUCCUUUCAUUCUCAACCAGGAUUUCUAUGGAACGCUAUUUGGGCCUUUGCAUGUCAAAAAUAUACUAUUUGAUAUCAAAUAACACUAUUUGAUGUGUCAAAUUAGCUUGUUGACCAAUCAGGACCUGAAUAUGACUGCAUGUCACAAUAAUUUGACGUGUUCAUACAUUUUCUACGUAGUUAUUACACAUUAAUUACACUAUCACUCGUAUUUCAUGUCACAAUAAUUCAUUGAUACGUAUGCUAUGAUGCUGGUAAAGUUGAUUCGCGCACCUACAGUGCUGGUCAUAAAAAAAAGCUAGCUAUCUCAUGGAUGCAAACAAUGUUCUUCCCCAAAAACAUAGCAAACAUAGCUAUAGUUAGUUAGCUAACUAUAUAGGUAGGUGCCAUCUAAAAUAACCCUAUUUGAUUAAUGAUGGUCGGACCCAUCUAUGUGAAGCUAGCCACAAUAAAGAUUAGUCACAAUAGUUGACUUUGCGGUUAGCCUUCAGAAUAAUAGUAUGGAAUAAUUCUACUAUUUCUAUUAAUUUGCAUCACUGUCAAUGACAUACUUUUAUUUUGAAGGCAAACCGCAAAUUCCACUUGUGCAUAAUCCUUAUUGUGGCUAGCUUCACAACACAUAACCCAGUCCACAUUUAAGUCAUUUAGCAGUCCAGUCGAGCUUCACUAGCCAGAUGAAGCUACCUGGCUGCUUAUAACGUUAGCUUUGGGCAACAGGCUUAAGUAGCUAUUUAUUUUCAGGAACUGAGGUUCAAUUUCAAUAGGUGAACAACAAGUGGCAACCUAGCUAAUACUUACAAGGAUUCCUAAAUCAUUGCUAAGAAUAAUGAGAAUGACUGCAGUUUCUACUUGUCAUUGUUUUCAGCCUGGUUGUAUUGGUGCUAGCUAGGUACCCCAGAAGUUGCGGUCGAACAAAUGAGGCUUUAUUACAAACGCGGUAUUGUAAACACAUCGUUCGUGGCUGGUGUUUGCUGACUUUUUUGUACAGCUUUCACAGUGCUACUUGUAUAUCUUUUGACAUGCAAAGACCCAAACGGCGUUCCAUAGUAUGUAUGUCUUGAAGGAAAUAGCAGUGACGCUAUUGCUGUGUAACUCCAGUAGGGCAACAUCGGAGAAAUAGAGUACUUGGUAGUGUUAACUGGUGCUCGACCAGUCGGCGAAAGCCAACAUUACCCACGAUAGAGAACGGAUUUCGCCUUUGAGUUGUCUCCCUGAAAUCUUGUUACUCUUUCAAAUGACUGCUUGACUUGUUGAUCCACACAGCAAACAUUCUGGGCUAGUUUAGGAACACUGUGUUGCACGUAUAGCGAAAAAAAUGUAUGUGGAGUCAUUAUGUCAUGUACCUUCGUUAUGUAGGUAGCUAAUAUCGUCCGAUUCCGAUAUGUUCACCGAUAUAUGGUGCAUCCCUAGUUAGGAUAGAUAAAUGCUCGUUUAUAUGUCGCCAUGCACUUCUACUUAAUAUUUAUGCAGCAGUAUGAUAGCUUUUUAAAUGCAAAUACUGGUAAGUAAUGAAUAAUUAACCUGAAGAUAAACAUUUGAAUGCUUCCCUAUUAGGAGUCUGUCACAAGCUGCGCUAGGACAAAUGAACGUGUCAUGUUCCGUACAAUAUGCUUGCCUCUGCGUGCAAGACCUACUUUUGAACUGUUAAAUACAGUAGACUGUAGAGACUUGGACCUUAUCACAGUGCACACGAGAGGAAAGUAUAACUGUACAAUUAAAAAGGGAAAGUCACAAAUACAUAGUUGUUUUUACAGCAUUUAUCAGUAAGCAAAUUGAGGAAACACAAGACUUCUCUUAGUUUUGCCCAGCUGACCAAUUAUUUUUUAUAGAAAGUGGCUAAAUGCUGUUCUGGAGCCUUUUUGUGUCAACAUAUGAGCUGGACCCUGGUGAAAGGAAUAAGCUUAGGCUGAGGGAUUUUGGGAAAUGCCAGAAUAGAUUAAUAUUGGAGCCCCUUCCUCAUAUUUGGGAGGGAGCCAGGUCAGAGGUACGUGACAGAAUUCCCACCUCUGUAAUGGCACAAUAAUGUCCUGCUCGAUAGAGAAUGAGAUCGAGGCUUUUGUGUGUGGUUUGCCCAAUGAUUUGCAUGAGUGAUGUCACUGAUUUCCAUUGCCAUGCUGUCUGUCUCGCACUCAUGGCAGGUUUGCAGUUUGACAUUUAAAAACGUAUCCCGUGUCAUGCUUAUUGUCAAUGCCCCCUCCACAGAACAAUGUUAACUUACAUAUUCACAGUCUUGCCAGGCUGUUUGUAUUGGAACAAAGGGAAAAAGCACACAUUAUACUACACAAGUGCUCUAUAACAUAUACUUUGACAUGGUAGUCACAGUUUUACAUAUGUUAAAGUGUCUUUUUUGACAUCCGUGUCCUUAAAGUAUUUGGAAAAUGAUCUCAGACUUCUUUGGUAGUCACUUGUGUAUUGUCUAUGCCUAGUUAGUAAAUAUCGGUUGGUAUCUAAGGUGCUUAACAUUACACCUGGACACCCAUAGGUUAGAUUGGAUCACUGGAUGGUUUUUGCAUGUUUAAAAAAGUGUUCCAUAAAGACUUAUUGGCAUUUUAUUGCUUUGAAAUGGAUUAAGGAUGUAGGUAAUGUGUCAGUUGUGUGUGUGGAGGGAUUGUUGUACUCAGUUACCACUAUCAUCAGCUGGAUGAUGUGUGUUUUCUUCAUUCAUUUUCUGUGACUUAUCAACUUUUGUCAUUUUGGGAACUAGUAGGGAUACUUAUUGUUUCUAACAGUCUGUGCCACAUACUAAGAGGUUACACCAGGGUAAUGGCUGUAUGCUUGUUUUAGCAAGGCAACAUCAUUUGAACCAUCUACACUUGCUCAAAGACAAAGCCAUAUUUUUUUGCAUGGUUUUCACCAUACUAAGACAAUACAUACUGUUCACGGGUAAAUCUCAAUUGUUUCCCCUAACUAAUGUCGUCACUCGAAUGACAACAUUGAAAAAUGUCACAACUCGCAGUCCAAAGUAAGUUUUGUCACAAGAGCGCAUGAAUUGAAAUCAUCAGUUGUGUUGUUAUGUCUGUGUUACAAAGGGUGAGACACCAGCGUCAUAUCGAAGAAUAUUGCUCGGUUAUGGAGGAAUGAAGACGACUAGAAUGUGUCAAAUUGAAGCAAACUUAAAUGUGAAAUGAAGAUGUUAAUUGUUUGACUAGAAUGUACUUAUAAUUAUUUUAUUUCUGUUUUUAUCUGCCAUUAUUGUAGCAGAUCCAGAAAAACAGGUCCCCAAUUGGAUAAACACACACAUAUGUUAUGGGUGUUUCUCUGCUGUGAUCUUCUCUAGUACUUCAGCAUCCUGGGAUUUAUUUUGUUCGUUAUUGCCUUCUUAUGGGUGAUUGUUAGAGGUUGACGCUUGUUUAAACUGCUGAAGUAUUUUGAAUUCGUUAUCAAGCUUCACCCAUUUUAUAUUUGUUGAUGUUGCGAAUCUCUUCAAAUGAAGGUGAUUGUUUACAAUGAUAUAUUUGGUAAAUACCAGUUUUAUCCCCUCCUAUCACAAACCUCUGGUACAAUUCAAAAACCCUUAUUUUUUUAAUGUGUUAUACACAUUUGUGCUGCUUCAUGAAUAUGAAUGCCUUGUAUUAAGCUAUGGGGAAAUAGAAUGUUGCCAUUUAAAUGUAUGUACACAUAAUGACUGGUUAUCAUUUUGGGAGAACAAAGUAGAUUUGUAAACAACUAUAGUCUGUUAAAACAAUUUGUCGCUAUUAGUAAAUACUCACCAGAAAAAAAGACAUCACUUCAGUUUACAUUUUGUUAAUUGUCAAAUUUUCCAAACGUAAAUUUUUUUUACUCUUGUAUUUUUUUCUUUUGUGGAAAAAAAAAUCAAUAAAUGAAUUGCACAUUU